AUGAAAACGGAGGUGGUGAUUUUAUUCAAUCUUCUAUUGGUAACUACAGUUUACAAGCACAAUGUUUUUGCUGAGCGUGUAGGAGGUUACGUGAGACAGGGCCUUGGUGAAAAAGGUUAUAGCAGUGUGUCUAAUGGGCGUGAAGGUGAAGUCGUAAGUGGCUAUGGAGGUUAUAAUGGCUAUGGAGGAUUAGGGGGCUUUCUAGGGAGGGGUGCUGGAGGAGGUUACGGAUAUGGAGGAGGUUUUGGAUAUGGUGUAGGAAGAGGAGGAGGUUAUGGAGGAGGUUAUGGAGGAGGUUAUGGAGGAGGUUUUGGAGGAGGCUCUGGUGGCGGUUAUGGUGGAGGUUAUGGUUUUGGAGGAGGUUAUGGUGUUGGAAGAGGUAUUGGAGGAGGUUAUGGUCUUGGAUAUGGAAGAGGUGGUUACAGAAAGACGUGUUGCGGUUAA
Limulus polyphemus (Atlantic horseshoe crab) is the source of this 444-nucleotide messenger RNA. RefSeq names its product glycine-rich protein 5-like. The record is from RefSeq and is a predicted model, not a curated record. The transcript is spliced from 2 exons. The coding region runs from base 1 to 444 and encodes 147 amino acids. NCBI's taxonomy places the organism in Eukaryota, Metazoa, Arthropoda, Merostomata, Xiphosura, Limulidae.